AUGGCGUCGAACGGUUCCAACAACGGCCCAUCUUCGGGCGACGGAGGUCAGGAAAAGCAGAAGAUGCUGCUCUCUUCUGAACAUGGCCAUUUCAGCUUGAUCAAAGCUCUUCAUCUUGCCGAUCUUGUCACUGAACUCAAUGUCAUGUCCGUUUUCUCGUCUAUGCGCUAUUGUCUCGGCGAACCCACUGAAUACGGUGCUAUCUGGGCCGCUCUUGGUUUCAUGCCAUUCGGCCUGUUCUUCGACUUCAUGGAUGGAAAGAUUGCGCGCUGGCGCAAGAAGUCCUCUCUGAUGGGCCAGGAGCUCGACUCCCUCGCCGAUCUGAUCUCCUUUGGCCUCGCUCCCGCCGCGGCAGCCUUUGCCCUCGGUAUCCGUACAUCCCUCGACCACUUCUUCCUCGCCUUUUUCGUUCUCUGUGGAUUGACCCGCCUGGCUCGGUUUAACGUCACCGUGGCUGUCUUGCCGAAGGAUAAGAGCGGCAAGUCAAAAUACUUCGAGGGUACUCCCAUCCCCACUACCCUAGCCAUUGUCUCUCUCAUGGCCUACUGGGUUUCCCAAAGCUGGACCCACGAGAACAUCCCUUUCGGUCUCCUCGCGGAGGGUACUUUCUUGGAGUUUCACCCGGUCGCGCUCAUGUUCGUCAUGCAUGGCUGUUUGAUGGUCAGCAAGACGAUUCAUAUCCCCAAGCCGUGA
Penicillium cinerascens is the source of this 693-nucleotide messenger RNA. RefSeq names its product CDP-diacylglycerol-serine O-phosphatidyltransferase. The transcript has 5 exons. The coding region runs from base 1 to 693 and encodes 230 amino acids. Gene Ontology annotation, cellular component: membrane. Gene Ontology annotation, molecular function: phosphotransferase activity, for other substituted phosphate groups. The record is from RefSeq and is a predicted model, not a curated record. Gene Ontology annotation, biological process: phospholipid biosynthetic process. Lineage: Eukaryota; Fungi; Ascomycota; Eurotiomycetes; Eurotiales; Aspergillaceae.